Galendromus occidentalis (western predatory mite) is the source of this 891-nucleotide messenger RNA. RefSeq names its product Peroxiredoxin 6a (gene Prx6a). The record is from RefSeq and is a predicted model, not a curated record. Lineage: Eukaryota; Metazoa; Arthropoda; Arachnida; Mesostigmata; Phytoseiidae. Gene Ontology annotation, biological process: cellular oxidant detoxification; cell redox homeostasis. Bases 123 to 788 code for a protein of 221 amino acids. The transcript is spliced from 4 exons. Gene Ontology annotation, molecular function: peroxiredoxin activity. Gene Ontology annotation, cellular component: cytosol; mitochondrion.
AGACCCUUUCAGUGGAGAGGAGCUGUCUGCGCGCUAUAAGCGUCUGCAGCUUCGCCGGUCGCCGUAAACGUGAACGGCAGACUCUUUGUUUGACUUCGGGACCAGUCAAGUCACGCUCCGCGAUGGGACCUCUGAAUCUCGGCGACGACUUUCCCAACUUCAAGUGUCACACGACAGAGGGUGACUUCAUGUUCCACGAUUGGUUAGACGGAAGUUACGCAAUCCUGUUCUCGCACCCCGCCGACUAUACUCCGGUCUGUACGACCGAAUUAGCGAGAGCCGCGCAGCUGCAUCCGACCUUUGCGAGCAAGGGCGUGAAACUAAUCGCCUUAUCCUGCGACUCCGUCGAAAACCAUCGCGGAUGGAUCAAGGAUAUCGAAGCCUUCGGCGAAUUGCCGGAAGGUCCGUUCCCUUACCCCAUAAUCGCCGACGAGAAACGGGAGAUCGCAACUCUGCUCGGAAUGCUGGAUCCCGAGGAAAAAGACGCGGAAGGGAUUCCUUUGACCUGUCGAGCUGUUUUCAUGAUAGGGAAAGAUCGUAAAAUGAAACUCUCGAUGCUGUACCCGGCGACCACCGGCCGGAACUUUGAUGAGGUUCUCCGCGCUAUGGACUCGCUGAUCGUCACCGAAACCCGGAAAGUCGCUACCCCCGCCAACUGGAAGAAAGGAACUCCGUGCAUGGUGCUGCCGACGGUCACCGAGGAUGAAAUCCCGAAACUCUUCCCCACGGGCAUCAAGAAAAUAGAAGUCCCCUCUGGAAAGAACUACAUGCGAACAACAAUGGACUGAGGUGCUCCCUCGAGAACUGACAGCUUCAUCCAGCUGCAGACUUCAUUUCACCGACAGAUGGAGCUUGAGGCUCCGAGACUGAAUAAAAAACUUUUUUUCCAAA